CCUUAUAGGACCCACAGCGAUGGAAACAGAUGGACGACGCGACUCUCUGGGGCACCAAUGAUGUCCUGCUGAAUGCCACUGUGCGUUCGUGCCGUCAGUGCCGCGCAGGGCCUUGCCACCAGGGCUGCUCUCCGAGCCGAGCUUGAGUUUUGCAGCGGAAUAAUUGGCCGCCGUGCGCACCCGUGACACACCCACAACGUCUAAAGACGCGCACCGCACACGUGUAAAUCGCAAACCUCCAGCCAAGGCGCUGCCGUCUCGCUGAAGAGCACUUGCUUGCCUGAGAGCAUCUCUGGAUCUCGCAGCCGCCGCAGCGCUGUACGCCACCGCCGCGUGAGCGUCGCAAAAGGCUGCUCCCCGAGAAAGCAGCCAUGCCACAAGCACCAACCGAGGAGCUGCCGCACCGCGCGAGGGUAGUGCCGUUCCGGUUCGCCGACGUCGGAAUAAUAAAUGUAAUACUGCUACCGAUCCGCAUCACGAUUUGGAUCGGCGUCUGGGUCUUCGCAUUAAUAGCCACCCUCGCGUACUCGUACCUGCGAAGUCUACCUGGCGCGGACGCCCUAUAUAGAGCCGCGACGAAGGCAUCGUCCUACAUCCUGUUACGAAGCGCGGGCUUCCGCGUGCGCAUCGUGGGCGCCGCUCUCGCAGAUGAUUUAGCAAGCACAACAAAGAACCGGCACGCGGUCGUCGCAAACCAUAUAGCAGUCUACGACCCCUGGACUUUGAUGUGUGCCGUCGGGCCCGUGGCCUUUGUAGCUAGACAAGGCUUGUUCGGCGUGCCCGUGGUUGGAAGGGUGUUGACCGCGAUGGGCGCCGUCGGCGUGGACCGACGAGCCACGGCGUCGCCGGGCGGCGGCGGCGCGCGGCGGGAGAUCAGUGAAAGGUUGAGCGGCGAUGCCGAGGUGAGGUGGCCGUUGCUCAUCUUCCCGGAGGGCGCGACGACGACGGGAAGAGGUUUGGCGGCGUUCCGGUCCGGGGCCUUUGCGCCGCGCGCGCCCGUGCUGCCCGUCGUGAUCUCGUAUACGUGUCCAUCGGGCUUCGAUCUGUCGUAUACGGACAACCAGUCGACGGCGUCGGCGGUUCUAUGGCACUUCGUGCGAUCACUCCUCGAACGCGGAAAAACCAUCGACGUUAGGGUAUUGGAGCCCUUGCGACCGACGCCGCUCAUGCGCACGGACGCGGCGACGUACGCGGGGGCGGUUCGAGCGGCCAUGUUGGAUGCGAUGCCCGGCGCGCGCGACUGGCACGACUGGGACAACCGGCGCAUGCGGGACGCGUGGUACGGCGCCGACGCGGCGUCGAAGGACUAGGUCUUCUGUUUUUGUUUCA
Pelagomonas calceolata is the source of this 1329-nucleotide messenger RNA. The record is from the annotation of a GenBank genome assembly. NCBI's taxonomy places the organism in Eukaryota, Pelagophyceae, Pelagomonadales, Pelagomonadaceae.